Messenger RNA from Sinocyclocheilus grahami, 1672 nucleotides. RefSeq names its product tropomyosin 2 (beta) (gene tpm2). Bases 315 to 1061 code for a protein of 248 amino acids. The record is from RefSeq and is a predicted model, not a curated record. NCBI's taxonomy places the organism in Eukaryota, Metazoa, Chordata, Actinopteri, Cypriniformes, Cyprinidae. The transcript has 8 exons.
GCGGGAAACUGCUCUGCUGAGUGCUGAACGAGCUGCUCCUGUGCUCCUGGCCGCCGAACACGGCUCACCUGAGAGGUGUGCGGCGCCAUCUGUUGUUCCGGCGAAGGUGAGCUGUAUUCAGCCCGACGGAGGUUUGUUUCGCCCUCGGUGUGAACAGCGCGUUUGUCGGCGAUUCACGCUAAACUAGGACUUCUGGAUAAAAACAUUAGAGGAAGAAACUGGCAGGACCGGUGUCUGAUAAAGGCAGGGUCACUGGAUAUAGCGUUAGCGUCGCGUUUAACGUUAACAGCAGACUCGGGAGUUCAGCGGGAAUAAUGGCAUCGAUAACCUCCAUCGAAGCCGUGAAGAGGAAGAUCCAGAGCCUGCAGCAGCAGGCGGACGAUGCGGAGGAGCGAGCCGCAGCGCUGCAGAGGGAGGUGGACCUGGAGCGGCAGGCCCGGGAGACAGCCGAGGCUGAGGUGGCGUCCCUGAACAGACGCAUCCAGCUGGUAGAGGAGGAGUUGGAUCGUGCCCAGGAGAGACUCGCCACUGCGCUACAGAAGCUCGAGGAGGCCGAGAAAGCUGCGGAUGAGAGCGAGAGAGGAAUGAAGGUGAUAGAGAACAGAGCAUCAAAAGAUGAGGAGAAGAUGGAGAUCCAGGAGAUGCAGCUGAAGGAGGCCAAACACAUCGCUGAGGAGGCUGACCGCAAAUAUGAGGAGGUGGCACGUAAACUGGUGAUUCUUGAGGGUGAGCUUGAGCGCUCUGAGGAACGAGCUGAAGUGGCUGAGGCUCGAGUCAGGCAGCUGGAGGAGGAACUUAGACUCAUGGACCAGAAUAUGAAAUCCAUGAUGGCCGGAGAGGAAGAGUACUCCACGAAGGAAGACAAAUAUGAAGAAGAAAUCAGAGUACUCACUGACAAACUCAAAGAGGCUGAAACGCGUGCUGAGUUUGCGGAGAGGUCUGUGGCGAAGCUUGAGAAGACCAUUGAUGAUUUAGAAGAUGAGGUGUACGCUCAGAAACUGAAGGGUAAAGCCCUCAGCGAGGAGCUGGAUCUGGCUCUGAACGACAUGACUACCCUCUAAGCCCUCUCUCCGUCUCCUCCUCAUCCUUUUCCUCUCCUCUUCCAUUUGCAUUGUCCAUUUGUCUAAUGGUUUUCUGUCUGUUUUUCUCCAUGUGACUGUGAAUCGGACAUCAGGCAUUAUUUGUUCAGUCUGAUUUGACGGAGCUCCGGCUGCAGCUCAAGUUUUGUGUCCUGUCUUUCUCUCCUGUGUUUGUGAUCUGUAAUGGAACGGUCAGCAUUGUGUGUUGUUCUCAUGACUGUCCAUUCUGAGGUCCGAGUAACUUUCAUAAUGUUGACACUUCCACUGCAGCAUCUGUGUCAUACGUGCUCGCCGCUGCUUUACUUGAUCCUGUGGCUGUAAUAAAUGUAAGAAAUGUCUUCCCUCUGUUUCUAUAUUUAUUUAUUUUGUGUUAUCACAAAUUAACUUAAAUUCCAUUUUAUGUGUGAAAGUGAAUAAUUGAGGUUGUGACAACCAGAUAUGCAGUGAAUCAGUCCGAAUUCAGUCGUUGUGCACACAAGAACAGACCCUGCGAACAUUGCUACUACACUUGUUUCAGGGAGGUAGCAUCAUAGCAUGUAUUCAAAGAGAUAUAUAGAGAUCAUAUAUAUAUCAUACAGAGAGAGAGAUCAUGU